Messenger RNA from Phyllostomus hastatus (greater spear-nosed bat), 5146 nucleotides. RefSeq names its product formin binding protein 1 (gene FNBP1). The transcript is spliced from 18 exons. Gene Ontology annotation, molecular function: protein binding. The record is from RefSeq and is a predicted model, not a curated record. The coding region runs from base 257 to 2197 and encodes 646 amino acids. Gene Ontology annotation, biological process: signal transduction; endocytosis. NCBI's taxonomy places the organism in Eukaryota, Metazoa, Chordata, Mammalia, Chiroptera, Phyllostomidae.
UCCGGGUGUGGGGCGGGCUGGCUGGCGCUGCGGCUGCCGGGCUGCUCCUUCCUCGGGCCAUUUUGCCGAAGAGCGACCGGGAGGAGGAGCCGCCGAAGAGACCCUAGGCGAGCAGUAGCGAGCCGGAGGACGCGGCGGCAGCGCGGGCCUGGGCUUCCCUCGAUCGCGGGGAUCUCGAGGGGCGAAAGGAUCGCCAGGGAGGGGGACCGGAGAGCCGCGCCCGCCGCGCGGCGCGCCCCUUCCCGCCCCCUGCACCAUGAGCUGGGGUACCGAGCUCUGGGAUCAAUUCGACAACUUAGAAAAACACACACAGUGGGGCAUCGACAUUCUUGAGAAAUACAUCAAGUUCGUAAAGGAAAGGACAGAGAUCGAACUCAGCUAUGCAAAGCAACUCAGGAAUCUUUCGAAGAAAUACCAACCUAAAAAGAACUCGAAGGAGGAGGAAGAAUACAGGUACACGGCCUGCCAGGCCUUCCUCUCCACGCUGAACGAGAUGAACGACUACGCCGGCCAGCACGAGGUCAUCUCGGAGAACCUGACCUCGAAGAUCAUCGCGGGGCUGGCGCGCUACGUCCAGGAGCUGAAGCAGGAAAGGAAAUCGCACUUUCACGACGGACGGAAGGCCCAGCAGCACAUAGAGACAUGCUGGAAGCAGCUGGAGUCGAGCAAGAGGCGGUUCGAGCGGGAGUGCAAGGAGGCAGACCGGGCACAGCAGUACUUCGAGAAAAUGGACGCCGACAUCAACGUCACCAAAGCAGAUGUCGAAAAGGCACGACAACAAGCUCAGCUACGUCACCAAAUGGCCGAGGACAGCAAGGCGGACUACUCCUCGAUUCUCCAGAAAUUCAACCACGAGCAGCGCGAGUAUUACUACACUCACAUCCCCACCAUAUUCCAGCAAAUACAGGAGAUGGAGGAGAGGAGGAUAGUGCGGCUCGGGGAGUCCAUGAAGACCUACGCGGAGGUGGACCGGCAGGUGACCCCGAUCAUCGGCAAGUGCCUGGACGGCAUCGUGAAGGCCGCCGAGGCCAUCGACCAGAAAAACGACUCACAGCUGGUCAUAGAAGCUUACAAGUCGGGGUUCGAGCCGCCCGGGGACAUCGAGUUUGAGGACUACACUCAGCCGAUGAAGCGCACCGUGUCAGAAAACAGCCUCUCCAACUCCAGAGGGGAAGGCAAGGCCGAGCCCAAGUUCGGCGGCAAAGCCAAAGGGAAGCUGUGGCCGUUCAUCAAGAAAAACAAGCUUAUGUCCCUUUUAACAUCCCCCCAUCAGCCUCCCCCCCCUCCCCCCGCCUCUGCCUCACCCUCUGCUGUUCCCAACGGCCCCCAGUCUCCCAAGCAGCCAAAGGAACCCCUCUCCCAUCGCUUCAACGAGUUCAUGACCUCCAAACCCAAAAUCCACUGCUUCAGGAGCCUAAAGCGAGGGACUCAGUCUUUCUGUGUUCACAAAGAACUCACGAAGAGGACGAUAGGGAAACCCACGUAUGCUUUUGAAGCUAGGGACUAUGUUCUUUCUCUCAAGCUGGGCUCCACGCCAGAGGACUUCAGCAACCUCCCACCUGAGCAGAGAAGGAAAAAGCUCCAACAGAAAGUCGAUGAACUAAACAAAGACAUUCAGAAGGAAGUGGAUCAAAGAGAUGCUAUAACGAAAAUGAAAGACGUUUACCUAAAGAACCCUCAGAUGGGAGACCCGGCCAGUCUGGACCACAAAUUAGCAGAAGUCAACCAAAAUAUAGAGAAGCUGCGUCUGGAGGCCCAGAAAUUUGAGGCCUGGCUGGCGGAGGUGGAAGGCAGGCUCCCGGCCCGUGGCGAGCAGGCCCGCAGGCAGAGCGGGCUGUACGACGCCCAGAGCGCCCCGGCCGUCAACAACUGCGCGCAGGCCCGGGAGAGCAGCCCGGAUGGCAGUUACACGGAGGAGCAGAGUCAGGAGAGCGAGGUGAAGGUGCCUGCCAUGGACUUCGACGACGAGUUCGACGACGAGGAGCCCCUGCCAGCCAUCGGGACGUGCAAAGCCCUCUACACGUUCGAUGGUCAGAACGAAGGAACCAUUUCCGUGGUGGAAGGAGAGACGCUGUACGUCAUCGAGGAGGACAAAGGGGACGGGUGGACCCGCAUCCGGCGGAGCGAAGACGAAGAGGGCUAUGUCCCCACUUCCUACGUCGAAGUCUAUUUGGACAAAAAUGCCAAAGAUUCCUAGAGGCGUGCGAGCCGGAGCCCCCGGAGCCUUCCCUGGAGAAACCCUUCGGUCCGCUGGUCUCCGCAGGCCUGGUGCGGACACACCGCUCUCGGGCCGGGCUGGGCCGGAGCGCGGCCCUGGUCGCCUUGGCCCGAAGUGACAUCCCCGGCUGCUUGCCUUUUCAUUCUUUUCUUUUCCCAGCAUGCUCCAUGUGGCUCAGCUCCUCCCCCCCGCCCCGGGCCGUGGUCCGGCCACCUCCCGGGGCGGGGGGGGAAGGUCUGCCCCCAUCCCGGUCCUCACCCCGCGCAGGACCGUGGAAGGUGGGUAGACACGGGCUCCCCCAGCUCCUGCCACAGCCCUCAGUCCUCCUGGCCUGGCCCGGCCCGCCCACGGUUCACACUGUGCCUUUUGUGAAAACUUUGCCACUGGCGGUGCACUUGACCACCAGUCUCCUGGGGAGACGGACGGAGUCAGGUCGGGAGCGCCCCAGGUGGACUGAGCACCUGAGUGUCACUGAUGUGGUCCCGCGUCACUCGCUCUGGAAAACACUCGUCUUUCCCCCGGUCCAUCGAGCGUUCAGUGGGCCUUUUCCGGUGGCAGGUCCUCGCCUCUUACUCUGUCACAGCCUGUGAGUGUCCGUGGUGGGCAGCUGAGCACACGCACACACAUGCAGGUACACGUGUGCACACGCACACCUGUGUAUGCAUACAUGUUCACUGGGGGCCCUGCCCGCUGGGUCUCGCCUGGGCCCAGCUCUCACGGGGCCGAGGACCGAGUCCCCAGGAGCCGCAGAGCCUGGCGAGCGAAGGUCCCCCCGCACGUUAGCUCCUCGCCAAGGGAAAAGCCCCCUCUCUCAUGAACCCCACAGUUGGCAUCUUAGGGUUUUAGCGCUUCCAUCACCAAAGACCCUGUGCUUCUCGCAGUCCUUCUAGGGACCCCGUGGCUCCCGCUUCUGCGUUUGUCGUGUGCUCUCCCGGCCGCGUGGGAUUCACUGAGCUUGCUUUCUGAGCCUCGGGCCCCCCUGCUCCCGGAUCCCGGAGGGUCCGGAGGAAAACUGCGGUCGGUCACGUAGCCUGUCUCCACUCAUGCCUCCGAGUGGUGCGGCGGCUCUGGUCUGGUGCGGAGACCAUCGGAGAGGCCGUUGCCCAAGGGUAACAUCAGGCAAGGCCUCUUCCUACUUUUGUUUGGCUGUUGGUAGCCGGGUGGCCCCCUCGGGCAUUCUCGGUUCUCCUUGAUGUUGAUGAAGCUAAGACGUGGGAGCCCGAGGGGCAGGGGCAGGGACGGCAGGUCCUGAGGUUCGGGCCUCUGUCAGGUGGCAGGGAGAUGGCUCCUCUCAGCUCACCAGGGCUGACCGCCCACCCCCCAGCAGCUCAGCCCACCCUCGGUGACCACAGCCAGGAGCAAGCAGACGCCUGGGGCAUGCGGGCGAAGAGGAAGUGACUUCAGGUUUAGGGCGAGCGAGGGACCCACCUGGGCCCUCUUGCUCCUGCUUCCCGGGAGGUGGGGCCAGACCCAGGGGUGCGGACCGCCUGCCCCGAGCCUUGCAGCUGGGGGGUCUCAGGGCUGCAGUCCUUGAAGCAGCUUCUGCUCCCCACAACGGGCCGCACUUUGUAGCAAGAAUCAGUCUCAGGUGGGGACAGGUGUGGCAAAGGGGACACUGAAGCCAGGAUGCCAAAGGUGAGAAGAGCCAGGGCCUCACCUGCAUCCCUGCAAGCCAACAGGUGCAUGGUUAAUUCGGGCAGGCAGUCCCAGCGGCCCCGCCGGGGGCUCCUCUGUCGGCGGGGUGACGAGGUCUCCCCGGGACCUGCUGAAGUUCCCCAGGCCCAGCCUGCCAACUCUCCACGCCACCAGGAUGUGAACGGUUUUUGGAACCUGACCUUGGAGCUCAGUGACGCAUGGGCAUUGCAUCUCCCAGUGGGUCAGGACACAUGGAUUCCUCGAGACACGGGGGAGAAAGCACGAGCUGCGGGGAUCUGUCCUUCGAACGUCUGCACAACCCAGUGUCCGCCCGUGUCCUCUCGUGUCCCCGCGCCCUGUUUUUCCUUCUCUGCCACCUGCGUCCGAGAAAGAAUGGACAAUGAGCGCUUUUCAACGUUGACCUUGGAGUUUGCUUCUCUGCCGAUCCAGGUGGCCGCGUGGACGGGCGGUGCUGCGCCAGCUGGGCUUACUAAAGGAAACGCUUAUUCCACGACCUUGAGAUCCCGUAUAUCCUUCCCUCUGGGACCCCGGCGACACCACCUGCUGUCCGGGGAGCGGUUCGCGUAGAGUAGAAACUCGGAAUUCCCCACGUGCCCCUCAGCCACCCCGGAGCCCGCUGCCUGUCAUUUCUCCGCCCACGCUAGGAUGCCGUCAUGUUGUAAGAACCAUGAAUGUGUGUCGAGAACCUGCCCCCCAAAAAGGACUCGAAGCGGAAGAGGGGGACGUGUCGCUGCCCCGUGUCUCCUCUGCAGGGCGGGACUCCGUGCCACGGCGGGGAUCGCCGGAAGGGGGCUUUGCUUCAUGGGGUUCCUUCUUGCAGCUUCCAAGCUCUGAGCCUCCGGCAACGUAAGCCCGCAGCUUGUCCCGCCAGCGAGCACGCAAGGGCCUCUGGGUAGUGCCUGCGGAAGAACGUUCGCUGGACAAGAAAGGUGUGCGCGGAGCCCAGCGCUUCCCCAGAAAGUUUAGUUUCGGACUCCUCAACGGCCCUGCCUCCGGCGCUCCUGCCGUCACAAAGCCUCUCUAAAAAGCGAUCCGAGGGCCCGCCGUAACCUGCUUGUGGUUUCCCUGUGUGUGCUGCACUAAUUCUAAACCGCAGUGGGGGCACUUCCCUGCUGUGGUGGCCACACCACGUGGCCGCUGUCCCGGUUCUGGAGUUGCCUGUUUGUCUCCGGAGAUAGAAUUAAACCAAAUACCGUGUUCCAUGGGAAGGCUUCUGUUGACCCUGUAACUGUAUGUUAAUCCUCUAAGUGUUCAAUAAAAGCCUGACUUCUG